Messenger RNA from Diplodia corticola, 2679 nucleotides. Its product is annotated as c2h2 zinc finger protein. The transcript has 2 exons. Lineage: Eukaryota; Fungi; Ascomycota; Dothideomycetes; Botryosphaeriales; Botryosphaeriaceae. Gene Ontology annotation, cellular component: cytoplasm. The record is from RefSeq and is a predicted model, not a curated record. The coding region runs from base 1 to 2679 and encodes 892 amino acids.
AUGGGCAACAACUCCAGCAGAGAGGGGCGCCCCGGCACGUCGCUGGGCCACUCGAGGUCGCACGAUGGCCACUCGCACGGCUCGCAGCAAGGCGCCCAGAACCAAUCCGGCGACCGCAUGUACUCGUCGCGCAGCGGCCGCAGCAGCCGCCCCGACCUCUCCUUCCUCGGCAUCAACACCAGCUCCGACAGAGACCCUCCCGAGUUCACCAGGCGCGAGACCAGAGCCGAGCGUGAGGCCCGGAAGCGGGAGAAGGAGCGGAUACUGAGGGAGCAGGAGCGCGAGCGGAGCGUGCGCGAGGAGGGUGUUGAUGGAGGAUACCUGGUCACUCUGGGCACCUACACCGGCCCCGAGGAUUUUAGCAAAUCAACAGUCCGCCAGCUGAUGAUUGAACGCCGUGUGGCUCCGUUCUGGAAGGGCCUCAAUGACCACGAAGACACAUGGACCGAGGCUCAGCUGGUGUGCAUCGUCAAUGACCGCCCGCUGCCCGCCCCGGACGAGCCUCUCCCUGCCGAUUUGGAGCCCGCGCGGACCGCCGAUUCGAAGAACCCAAAGUCAUCCGAGCAGAGCCUCAACGGCCUGAUGGUGCCCAUCACCGGCAGAACGCCCUCCAGCACCUCGGAUGCCUCCGGCCGUCUUUCCCCCGGCCAGAGUGCCUUUUCGCUUCCUUCGGCCACUUCGCCUCUCGGUAACACAUCCUCAUCAUCUCCCUUCUUCCGCGGCCGCGCCAAGACUCUCGCGGCCUUGACAACGUCCUCGAAGAAUAACUCGCAAACUGAUAUGACGCCCCAAGAGGUCAUGCUGCCCAAGGACCCUUACGUGAACGGCCAACGACUCGAAGCAUUCCUGUACAAAGACGCCUCCGAGUGCCCCAUCUGCUUUCUUUACUAUCCUCCCUACCUGAACAUGACUAGGUGUUGCGACCAGCCCAUCUGCUCCGAAUGCUUCGUCCAGAUCAAGCGGCCCGAUCCCCAUCCGCCCGAGCACCACGAUCCAAACGACCCGAACGCCCCGCCCCCUUCGACCGAGCCUCAAGACGACUGCAUGUUGGUAUCCGAACCUGCCGCGUGUCCCUUCUGCAAGCAGCCAGAAUUUGGUGUUACAUAUGAAGCGCCCCCGUUCAGGAAAGGCCUUGCGUACCAGGGCCAGACCAUUCAGCCUUCGGCCAUGUCUUCGGCAUCCUCUCUUGCAGCUCCUACGUCGACAGAGGGUGGAGGUGGAAGGAAGCGGGGCAAAUCGCUAUCAGCAAACUCACCGCAGGUCAUCACGACGGAUAUGGUGCGUCCGGAUUGGGCCAAGAAACUCGCAGACGCACGAGCGCACGCGCUGCGGAGAUCUGCCGCUGCGACCGCCCUACACAAUGCCGCAUACGUCAUUGGCAACAACUCGUCGGACAGCAGAGGAUUCACUCUAGGUAGGAGGAGAAGAAAUCUCUUGAGCAACGACAGCCCAAACAGUAGCGGCACAGGAACGCCACGAAAUGGAUCCAGCGACCCUCUGACUCAGCUUCUAGGUUCGGCAGGCAGAGAGCGCGGAUCGGAAAGCCAGCAGCAGGAUUCUUCGGGACGGCAUGGCUCGCGGAGAAGUCGCAUGGAGGAUCUCGAGGAACUCAUGAUGAUGGAGGCGAUCAGGCUCAGUCUUGCUGCGGAAGAGGAACGGAAACGGAAGGAGGAGAAGGAGGCGGAUAAGAAGGCCAAAAAGGAAGAGAAGAAGAAGGCCAAGGAGGAGAAGAAGGCUCAGAAGUACGGCCGCAAGACUGGUUUCUUCCCCGUCGAUGUCCCGGAGGAUGCUCCUCAGCCUGGCCCUUCUGCACAGGGCGAUUCGAAAGGGAAAUCGAUCGACCGUUCCGGAGCCGGAUUCAACCCCAUGUGCGAGCCCACGUCGACGCUCAACACCGGAGCCUCCUCGUCGGCGCGCGCAGAUCCGCAGAAGCACCUUGAGGAGAGCAGAGCACGCAUUCAGAAGCCCUCAGACUCGGUUGGUCCCGCUUCCCCCCUCGACCUCACCGGGCAGACAUCUCAUCGCAUGGCACUCCGACAGCUCUCCAAUGCGUCCUCAUCAGCGUCCUCGCUCGCCGAAUCGGAAGAAGCAGACUCGCUGCGCCAAAACGGUCAGGACGUGAACUCUGGAUCUUCCUUUGAGCCAUCCCCUAACAACAGUGGCUUGAGCCUCGGAGGCGGGGCUUCCGCGUCCGAUCCUCAUGUUGGAUCCGACACGCCUCCCGGCGGCGGCGCCGGUACCGAGCCCAUGUUCAACUUCAGGAGCUUAGCGGCCGUCAUCGGCAACGAGGACGAGCGGGAAAAGUCUCAGACCGAGCACCUCGAAGACAUCGGCCCCUCCACUCCGUCCCCCAACAACGAGAAGUCCAGUCACGAAGCGAUGAGAGCGGGGGACGGAGCUGCCGCAUCGACCAUCCCCACGUUGUCCCCGGCAGCUGCAGCAGACGGCAACGUGACUCGCAGUCGCGGAGAUUCGGGCGAGAGCUCCAGCAGCAGCGCGCCACCGCCCGUCUUCAUCACGCCUGCCAGCCCGCCGCCUGACGGGAAGGCUCCGUGGUUGCCGAUGCCGGAUUUUGGCGACAACGAGUUGGAUCAGAAGAGUGUCGGGGACGUGCAGAUUGACGAGCGGCAACAAGAGCAUGAACAUCAGAGGCAGCGGCAUGAGACUGAUUCUCAUUGA